AUGGAAACCUACCACGGGUACGUGCGGACACCCGCAGACGCCAUCAAAUUAUUCGAGGCCUGCCGGCUAGGGUUGCUACCUCGAGUCCAGAGGCGGCUCUCGGAGAAGGAGAGGCAGUCUAUCAGAUCCGGCUCGGUUUUCGUAUGGGAUGAGAGGGAGGCCGGUAUGCGUCGGUGGACCGAUGGGAAAUCAUGGAGCGCCAGUCGAGUUUCGGGCAGCUUCCUCACAUACAGAGAGAUGGAGGGCAAGCGAGGGACCGGAUUCGGCGGCGCGCGACGAAGUAACGGCAGGACGCCCGACAGCGGCCGAUUAAGCGACGAAGACCCGGACGGCGAGCCCGAGGGAUAUAGGUAUAAGGCGGACGGCUUGAUGAAGCAGUCUUUCAGCAUAACCACGUCGCAGGGCCAGCACCUUCACCUGAUCUCGUACUAUUCCAGACCUCACGCCGGAGCUCCCGAUCUGCCUCAACCGAGCACAGAUCCCCAGCUCCGUCAUAUAGUACCCCUCAAAGGCAUGUACCCAGAAUCGAGCCUACACGAUACCACCCCGCCCGCCAUGACGAGGACGCCCAUGCAGCCGUAUGCGAGCCACACCACGCCCAUCGAUCAGCCAGGCUACGGUUACUCGUGGGGAGGGCCGUGGCAAAAUCAGGGCCAGUGGCCACCCUCGCCCAACCACACGCCUCCUUGGGGCCAAGGGAAGCUCACGCCGGAAAUGAAGCCGCAGCCUCGACCUCAGGUUCACCACCCCGUGCAGCGGCCGCCUCAGCUCCCUCACCAACUUCCUCAACUUCCACCACAGCUUCCGCCGCCACUGGCUGCAGCGCCACCGAACCAACCCAUCUACCCCAAGGCCCUCGGCAAUGGAUACGAGAAUGAGCGACUGCCUCCACCGACUCUAACCAUGCCGUACUCGCUUCCUCCGCGUGCGCCGAGCCUAUCCCCGCAAUCGCGCCAGCUUCAGAUCCAGGCUGCUAAAGCGGCGCAAGUCGCUCAAGCCGCGCAGCCUAUGCCGCCUGCCAUCGACCCCCGCCUAACUGCGACGAGCGCGCGCAACCCCCAAGGACCGCUCCCCGCGAUGCCGACGGCCCCGCGGGGCGGCUUGACGCCGCCUAGGAUGCAUUCUGUGUCACCACCACGAACGAUGGGCCCGGAUGCAGUUAUUGGCAGCGCGAACAAGGCCAGCCUGUCAGCGCUGCUGAACAGGACGCCGGCGAGCUCGGAGCCAAACAGCGCAAACCCGGGGAGCAACAGUGCUGGUAGCUCGCCAAGGGCACUGUCCAACUCGGUGGCGGGCCCCGCAGGUGGUACCGACAUGUUUCGAGGAGAAGAUACCAGGGCUCUCCGAUCCCUGGAUCGCAAAUUUUGCAGCUGA
Messenger RNA from Durotheca rogersii, 1374 nucleotides. RefSeq names its product Gti1/Pac2 family-domain-containing protein. Gene Ontology annotation, molecular function: DNA binding. Bases 1 to 1374 code for a protein of 457 amino acids. The record is from RefSeq and is a predicted model, not a curated record. The transcript has a single exon. Lineage: Eukaryota; Fungi; Ascomycota; Sordariomycetes; Xylariales; Xylariaceae.